This is a messenger RNA of Triticum aestivum (bread wheat), 1577 nucleotides long. RefSeq names its product desmethyl-deoxy-podophyllotoxin synthase-like. The record is from RefSeq and is a predicted model, not a curated record. NCBI's taxonomy places the organism in Eukaryota, Viridiplantae, Streptophyta, Magnoliopsida, Poales, Poaceae. The coding region runs from base 1 to 1527 and encodes 508 amino acids. Gene Ontology annotation, molecular function: iron ion binding; monooxygenase activity; oxidoreductase activity, acting on paired donors, with incorporation or reduction of molecular oxygen. The transcript has 2 exons.
AUGGAGGUGUCAAGCUUGUGUCUUGUUGCCUUAGCCACAGUGAUAAUCUUUGCUUGGUCUCUUAAGAAGCUUACGGCUUGGUCCGGCGGCAAAAGCAAAUCCAAGAGGCCGCGGCUGCCCCCGGGGCCAUGGACGCUUCCGAUCAUCGGCAGCCUCCACCACCUCUUGGGCGGUCUCCCGCACCGUAGGAUGAUGGAGCUGUCUCGCCUGCACGGGCCUCUCAUGUUCCUCAGGUUCGGAGAGGUCCCGAAUGUGGUGGUCUCCAGCGCCGAGGCGGCGGAGCUGGUGAUGAAGACGCAUGACCUCACGUUCGCUACUCGGCCACGGAGCGCGACGAUCGACGUUAUCAGCGGUGGCGGCAAGGGAAUCGCGUUAGCCCCCUAUGGCGACCACUGGCGCCAGAUGCGGAAGAUAUGCAUCGUAGAGCUUCUGAGUGCCAAGCAGGUGAAGCGCAUGGAGUCCAUCAGGUCACAGGGGGUGGCGAAGCUCCUCCGGUCCGUUGCUGACGCCGCCUCCAGUUCCGGCAUCGUCAACCUCAGCAACCUGGUGGCGGUGCUCUCCAACGACAUCACGGCGCGAGCGGUGUUCGGCGGCAUGUGCGCGCAGCAGAGCGAGUACUUCCGCGAACUGGGCCAGAUCGUUAAACUCAUCGGAGGUUUCUGCCCGGCCGACCUUUUCCCGUCGUCGCGGCUAGUGCGGUGGGUGAGCUCAGGGGAGCGCAGCCUGAGGAAGAGCUAUGGCGGCAUGCAGCGCAUCAUCGACAACAUCAUCGAUGGACGCAAGGCUGAGCGUGAGUCCCACUCCCACGUCGGCUGCAGCGCCGACGAUGAAGACCUGCUGGGUGUGCUGCUCCGGCUCAAGGAGGACUCGUUGGCGUUCCCUCUAACCUCAGAGAGUAUAGGGGCCGUCAUCUCUGACAUAUUUGGAGCUGGUAGUGAAACUUCAUCGACCACUUUGGUGUGGGCUAUGUCGGAGCUCAUGAAAAACCCUGAAGCGAUGGCCAAGGCUCAAAUAGAAGUUCGGAAAGUGCUAGGUCGAGGACGUGUUGUCAUCGCAAAUGCUGAUCUUGGUGAACUCCAUUACUUACAGAUGGUCAUCAAGGAAGUGCUUAGGUUACAUCCUCCUGCUACUCUACUUGUCCCUCGAGAGGCUAGAGACAACUGUGAAAUCAUGGGUUAUGACAUUCCUAAGGGCACCAAAAUACAUGUUAAUGCCUUCGCAAUUUCUAGGGAUCCUAGAUAUUUUGAAAAUCCUGAAACCUUCAAACCAGAGAGAUUUAGUAACAACAAUAUAGAUUAUAAGGGAACAAACUUUGAGUUCACUCCCUUCGGUGCUGGGCGACGCCUGUGCCCUGGGAUGUUGUUUGGCACAUCAACCUUGGAGAUUGCAUUAGCGAAUCUUCUCUACUACUUUGACUGGGUGCUUCCUGAUGGGGCAUGCCCAUACACAUUAGACAUGUCCGAGAAGUUUGGGAUAACUGUAAGUAGAAGGUAUGACUUGCAGCUCAUAGCUAUUCCAAGUACAUAGUCUCAAGACCUAUGUAAAUAUGGACGUGGAAAUGCACAUGGGUACAUCUA